Closterium sp. NIES-65 is the source of this 3762-nucleotide messenger RNA. The record is from the annotation of a GenBank genome assembly. NCBI's taxonomy places the organism in Eukaryota, Viridiplantae, Streptophyta, Zygnematophyceae, Desmidiales, Closteriaceae.
AUGCCUAACGCCUCGCAAGCGGUGAGACAAGCUACCGCUAUUGACGCCGCAGCAGCCGCUGGCCGACAUCUGGACGCUGCAGCAGCCGCUGGCCGUCGUUCUGACGCCGCAACAGCCGUUGGCCGUCAAUCGGACGUUGUAAACACCCCUCGCGCACUUGACCAGCUGAACCCGCUUCCGCCGAGGGAAAGGUUUCAAGAGGACGUCGCUCGUCGUUUCCCCCCGCAACCGCCGCGACUCCCAAAGCAGAUACCGUUGCAGCCAGCGUUGCAUCUAGCGUUGCAGCCAGCGCAGGGAAGCGCGGUGCCACUGCUGACACGCCAUCACGCGUCGGGUUCGGCUCGAUCUUCCCCACUUACGGCGGGUUUGACGUCACCUCCACUAUCCACGCGACAAUCUUCCCCGUCGCCCGUUCCGAGCGUCACUGCUACCACGACUCCUGCUCCUGCUCCUGCUACUUCGCCCAGCGACAGCGCUACUGCCGCCGCAGCUGCAGCAGACGCGUCGCCGGUUUCACCAUUGACACUCCCAGCUCGCUCCAGCGGCGUUUCUUACUCACCAGCGUCGCCACCUGAACAAACCACCGCUACUACCCACUUCAGUGGCAAUACCGUCCUCUUCAGCGCCCGUACCACGGACUUCACUGGCAUUGUCGCUCGAUCUCCGAACCUCCUACCCGUCGCGCACCGGAGCGACCCUGGUCCAUCCUCGUUAUUGCUAUUUCCGCGUUCACCCGACGCAGCAUCGGCUUCUCUCUCGCUCUCCAGCCACCCCUCUCUCUCUCCCACCAGCAGCCUCAGCACGACCAGCACCACGCUCCCCGCCGUGAUUGGCGCUGCGCUCAGCCCGGCGCCAUACCUUCGAACCACUGCUGCUGACCUUCAACCAGACGUUCCCCCCCACGACAUUCCCCCCGAACUCCCCCCUCCCGACCUUUCCCCCCCCGACCUUCCCAGUGUCGGCUCAGCGGGAAGACCCACUGCUGUCGGCGCGUCAGUGGCGGAGGGAGGGUGGAAUGCGGUGGUAGGGCGGAGUGAGGCGGAAGAAAGGGAGGCGAUGUGGCAGCUGUGCGCGGAAGAGAUGGCGCAUCUGAAAGCGCUGCUGCUGGACGACGGCGGCGGCGGAACGCAAAGCGCGCCGCUGUUGCAGCGCGCCGAGCACGAUGGCUCGCAAAGGACCGUUUCGCGCAGCGACGGCGGCUCGCACGACCCCCACCUGGCUGGGCUGUUUUCAGGAGCCGCAACGGUUCAGGAAAACCCGGACCAGGCAUCCGCACUACAAGCUACCCCACAGCAGCAGCAGCAUCAGGAAGAAGGGCAAGGGCCUCCUCAGGGGAACGACCCCUACCGGUUGUACCUGCUGGCUGAGAUACGGAAAGCGCGUGCGGCCAUGCUUUCUCGUGGCGCUACUACUGCUCCUCUCGGCCACCUACAACAGGAAUACGCGGGUUCACCCGGGGAUCCAACGGUCAACCUCAAUCACUCUGGGGCUGCGGCCCCUGAAAAGGGGGGGACAGCGGCGCGCUUCCACGCGGGAGGUGGAGGCGGGAGCGGGCGGAGCGCGAUGGUCGUGUCCGCGAUGCUGACGCCCUUGGGGAUCGUCGCGCUCUCAACGCAAGCACGCGCCAAUGCCGCUGCUUGUCUGCCGGAAUCUCGUUUGGGGAACGUUGGGAUGAGCGAGGAGGUGGCGGCGAGGGAAGCAACGGAAACGGCGAGGGAAGCGACGAAAGCGGCGAGGGAAGCCGAAGAGCAAGAACUGCGGGAGAUCUGCAGUACGCUGUUCUCAGCAGGAGCGCGGGAAGCGGAUGGUUUCUUACAGGGCGCGCUGGGUGGGGCUGGUGGGAAGGGCGUGGUCAGGGGCAGCUCCGGUUGGGAAGUUUCGGGGUCGCGAUUAGGAGACGCCGCACUCCCGGAACAGCACGCAACAUUGCAGCAUGGAUUUCCGCAGCACAUUAUACCGCAGCAGGCAACACCGAAGCACGCGGCGCCGCACGCAACACCGCAGCAUACACUUAUCCACGACCAAGUCCCACUGCCGAGGACGAUGAUCACAGAGCAGGAGUCGGCGCCAUUGCAGCACAUGCUAGCGGCAACGGCAACUCACGCGGCGGCUUUGGAGGCGCCGCAUGAAGCGGCGCUGACCCCGCAGGAGAUGCUGCUGCUGCGAGACGUGCUGGCAGCACCAGCUCAGGAUCACGAGGCGGCGAGGUGGAUAACCACCAAAUCACCCUUCGACGCGCAGCCGUCGAUGGUCGACGCGGAAUUCCCGCGGGGUGAUUUCAAGCAGCCGCAACGUCGGGCGUCCAAGUCCGAAGGGCAGCGCAGCAGCGGCAUGGCAGGGGAGGGAGAUUUGUUGACGGGAAACGCGUGGGGUGCGCAGCGAGGCGCUGUCCAACACACCGUCGCGAAGCUUGGAGCCGUGGUGGCUGGGUCGUCGGACUACGGUCUCGCAGCACCCGCAGAAACCGCAGCAGCAGCCGCCGCAGCAGCUGCAGCUGCCGCAGCAGCAGGCGCUCAGCUCUCCUUCAACCGAUAUUGCAGCAGCAGCAGCAGCAGAGGCGGUGGCAGUGCUGGGGGCGGUACAACUAGAGCCACGUCAUGGUGGCCUCGUACCACUGCUGUCGGCGCGAGCGGUCCUACCGUGACCUCCGUUGGUGUCUCUAGUGUCGGUGCUGCUUGUAUCGGUGCGAGUGGGAACACUUCAGCUCUCCCUUUAAUUCGGCCUGCAGCGGACGCGUCACAACCGAUGCCCACGAAGUUCGACCGGGCAAGUGUCGACCCACGCCCAAUGCCGGACCCCGUGCCGGCAGUAACCUUUACGCUAGAGGAACAGAACCUGCGUUACCACAGUCGUGAUUCGUCGCAAGACUUCGGCGGGGAACGAAGAAUCGGUGAUGCAGGGGCCUGGUCGCUCUGGGUUGGAGAGCAGCCAGGUUGGAACGCUGGAGAUAUGGAUUCAGUUCGCAUCGACGGAUUUCCUGGAUUCUCUCCCCGGCCGGCCGCGCCGGCGUGGGAUGGGCUGCGCUGUCUGGUGUGCGGCUCGGCGCUUGGCGAGGAGAACACGACGGCGGCUAGGGUGUUGCCAGAGGACCUGCGCGUUCCUUUUGAGCGAUACGGCCCGAUCAAGGAUGUCUACUUACCAAAGGACUACCACACAGGAGAACCACGUGGAUUCGGAUUUGUUCAGUUCGUGAACAUGGCGGAUGCGGAGGACGCGCAGUACGAGCUGGAUCGGACCAACUUCAAUGGCAGGGAGAUCACGGUCGUCUUCGCGGAGGAGAAUCGCAAGAAGCCUGACGAGAUGCGCACCAGGGAGCGAUACAGCUCUAGGGACCGUCCAUCCUUCGGUAGACGCCGUGGCUAUUUUGCAUAUCUCUCCCUUUCUUCGUCCGCCACCCUUUCCGUGCCUGACCCUCGUUUUCCUUUCCGCUCCUCGCAUCUGUUCCCUCCCUAUCAGCACGAUCACGCUCGCGCUCCCCUCCAGGCCGACGUUCCUUCUCGCCUCCUCCUCGCCGCCGCUCGCGCUCCCCUCCCCCUCGACGCAGCGGCCCUCCGCGCAGAUCGCCCAGCUAUUCCAAUGAAGAUCGGGAUCGCAGCUACAGCCGCUCGCCCUCACCCCGUGGCCGUGGCCGUGGGCGCUCCCCUCCUCUGCCUCGCAAUGGCAGCGCCGGCGCUCCACCUAGGGGCCGGAGUGGUAGUGCUGGUGGAGCUGCAGCAGGUGGUGAAGGUGGGCCUAGCAGGCCUUAAUGCUGGAGAAAAUUGA